This is a messenger RNA of Alosa sapidissima (American shad), 910 nucleotides long. RefSeq names its product dynein light chain Tctex-type 2B (gene dynlt2b). Gene Ontology annotation, biological process: microtubule-based movement. The record is from RefSeq and is a predicted model, not a curated record. Gene Ontology annotation, molecular function: dynein intermediate chain binding. NCBI's taxonomy places the organism in Eukaryota, Metazoa, Chordata, Actinopteri, Clupeiformes, Clupeidae. The transcript has 5 exons. The coding region runs from base 141 to 515 and encodes 124 amino acids. Gene Ontology annotation, cellular component: cytoplasmic dynein complex; cytoplasm.
AGGAGUUGUUAUGGUAACAUCAGUAUCCUCUAACGCUAUAACAGGCAAAGAUCAUCUGAUUUGCAAGUGGGAUGAAAUACGUUUACAUCUGUUUAGCUGGUCGCUAGCGUCAACACAGUUGUAUUAAUUUUUAAUUUGUAAUGGAGGGAGCUGAGUCGGGAGCUAACACCUAUCUCAUCAGGCCAAAUUACCAGCACAAGUUCAAGGCAGGAGUUGUGAAGGAGUGCAUUCGGGAGAUUUUGAGGGAUAAUCUCACAGGUCUAAAGUACGACCCGCAACAGAGUCCUAUUUUAUCCAAAACACUAGCAGACACUAUUAAAGAGAAACUUAAGGAAGUGGGAUUUGAACGUUACAAGAUGGUUGUACAAGUCGUGCUUGGGGAGCAACGAGGAGAAGGCGUCAAGAUGGCUGCUCGCUGUUUCUGGGAUGCAGACACAGACAGCUACGCUCAGGAUAUAUUCAUGAACGAGAGCCUGUUCUGCGUGGCGGCCGCGUUUGGAAGCUACUACUACUGAGCACAGGACGAGGACGCCACAGGCCCAGUGGAUCUGCGAGCCUGCUGUGGGAGUGGAGAGGAGGACGAAGCUUCCCAGCCGUCGCGCCGCUGUCUGGACACGCGCAUGUGGCCUAGAGAACUGCGCCUGGAGGCGUGCGUGCUCAGCAGAAGGGUUUAGUAGCGGACGCAAGGAACAGAGGACAUGAACUUGGCCUGUGUCUGGGUCACUGUUCUGGCAAGCUUCAACUUCAUUUAGAAAGAAAGAGACAGAGAUUCUAGAACAAAACCUAGACGGUUAUUUAUGAGUUAAACAUAGAAAAAUAUUGUCAGGUCAUGUGAUUCAUACCAUAUACAAUCAAUCUUUAUUCCAGCAGUGUUUGCAAUGUUGAAUAAAAGUUAGUAACAUCCACCUAA